Molecule: messenger RNA, 2545 nt
Organism: Neolamprologus brichardi
Lineage: Eukaryota; Metazoa; Chordata; Actinopteri; Cichliformes; Cichlidae
Source: RefSeq, a predicted model, not a curated record
AUGAAAGAUUCAGAGGGCCGGAAGCUGUGUAAGAAAGUGAAGGUGGACCCGAGCUCCAAACGUGGAAGAGCAGAGCUGCUGCAUUACAAAGAUGGGACAUUCCACACGGAGUACAGCAGGCCUGCUACUUUCAAGUCGAUGGUAGCGUUUUUGAAAGACCCAUCGGGGCCCCCACUGUGGGAGGAGAACCCUGAGGCUAAAGAUGUCGUCCACAUAGAGACAGAAAAAGACUUCAGGAAGCUGCUGAAGAAAGAAGAGAGGCCGGUCCUCAUGAUGUUCUAUGCUCCCUGGUGCGGCGUUUGUAAGAGAAUGCAGCCCAUUUUUCAGCAAGCGGCCACGGAGACAAAAGGGAAAUAUGUCCUAGCAGGAAUGAAUGUGCACCCAGCUGAAUUCGACGGCCUCAAGCAGGAGUACGGCGUCAAAGGCUACCCAACCUUCUGCUACUUUGAGAAGGGGAAGUUCCUUCACCACUACGAGAACUACGGCGCCACAGCCAAGGACAUUGCAGACUGGUUGAAGAAUCCUCAGCCCCCCCAGCCGAAGACCCCUGAAGUCCCCUGGUCAGAGACAGACUCUGCGGUCUUCCACCUGUCCGAUGAGUCCUUUGACAGCUUCCUGGAGGAACAUCCUGCUGCCCUGGUCAUGUUUUAUGCCCCUUGGUGUGGCCACUGCAAGAAAAUGAAGCCAGAGUACGACGAAGCUGCUGAAAUACUCAACAAGGGUGCAGAUAGUCCGGGUGUUUUGGCAGCAGUGGACGCCACGGUGCAUAAGGCUGUGUCGGAUCGCUUCAAGAUCUCUGGUUUCCCAACGGUUAAGUACUUCGAGAAAGGUGAAGAGAAGUACACGCUGCCGCAGCUGCGAAACAAAGACAAGAUCAUCGAGUUCAUGCACAAUUACAUUGGCAUGAAGCUCGGUUUUGCGGUGCAAAUGUAUGAUGAUAAUAGAUAUAGUUGUGAUAACAGCCCAUCUGCUUGUUCUUUUCCAGGGUGUCCACACUGUAAAAACGCUGUCCCCCACUUCACCACGGCAGCAGAGCUCUUCAAAGAGGAUCGCAAGAUCGUGUACGCAGCUGUGGACUGCACUAAAGGACAGAACCACGAGCUUUGCAAGCAGGAAGGGGUGGAGGGCUACCCGACAUUCAACUACUACAACUAUGGCAAGUUUGUGGAGAAGUACAAUGGAGAUCGAGGGGAGGCAGGCUUCACGGGUUUCAUGCGCAGCUUAAGAGGACGCGACCAGGAGAAGGUUGUCAAGCGGAAGGAGGAGCUCUGAGAGAAGCAUGCGGGGCGUGGGGGUGGGGUGGGGGGCAAUGCACUGUGACCCUUGAGCCUGGCAAAGGGCCCUUUCAGCACUGACGGGGGAGACUCGACAACCUCAGCGAAAGGCUAUUUUUUUAUACCGUGGUGACUCCGUUUGUAAUAAUACCAGAGUACUUGCUGUCAGACCGACCACUCGAGACUUUUUCACGGAUGUUCUGAUGGGCAGAAAAUACACAGACGAGGAAAAAAAGAAAAGAAAAAAAAAGGUUUUCUUGUUUUUGCCCAACCACUGUGACUGAAUAUGUGAAAAGCUACACCCUAUACUGUAUCUAUGCAAUACUGCCCCAUGCUUAGCUCUGCAGGGGUUUGUGUGACUGUCAGACCACCGUGGUGGUGGAGCGGUGGUGGGCAUCAGUAUCUAACGGUGGAGGUUGCACUGUCCCAAUGGGUCCUAAUCCAGCCCCAUCAACCCUGUUCUGUCUCUAAAAGAGACAAAUGCUGAUUAUUGACAUACACCUUUUGGUUUCAGUGAUUUGGGUUUUUUUGGCUUUUUUUUUGUUUGUUCUUCUUGUUCUUGUUGUUGUACAGAACCGUCACGUCUGCAGAACAAUUUGAAAUAUUGAUUAUUUUUUCACAUCAUUUGGAAAGUAACGGCAUUUUAACACCACCACUUAAAAAAAAAAAGAACCUAAAGCUUGUACAGUAAAAUGUGAGGUGCUCCAGUGAGUAGUGUAGGUUUGUUAAAUUGGUGAAAUCACAGCUAAAGGAUCAGUAUUCUGUGUGGGUGUGCACUAUCAUGAUUGAUUUUUGCUUUUAGAAAGGAGUUUUUGUUUGCCCCCAAACUGUGGCCUUACAGAUAUAAAAAUAUAAAAUGUCUGGAAUUGAAGAAAUAUAAUAAGUGGAAGAGAUUCAGAGGCCUGGUGCCCUUGUAACUCUCUCAUGAAAUGACCAAGUAAAGGAGAAUGAGGGUGGGGGGGAAAGGGAACACAACAGAACAUGAAAUGCCAAAUAUUACUGCAAGCUGCCCUUCAGAGUUCAUUCUUUUCCAAAUCGUGUUAUUAAUCUUAUCAUUCACAGCUGGAGUGACUUUUUACCUCUUGCUCCUUCAUUAAUUGUUAAUAAUGGGAGAGUUCAUUGACAGAAGCAUGGGAGAUGCUCACAUCUGGUGUCUGAAUAGUCCAUGUGAUCAACAAACAUCAAAAACACGAGUCUUACCUCCGUCCACUGAAGUAAUCACAGAUUCCGCUCAAUAUCCCACAAAUCCCCUCUGUAUUCACACUCUACUG